AUGCAGCUCAUCCGUAUUGCCGGUGCCAUUGCCCUUGUGCCUGCGGUGUUUUCAUCAUCUCCUUUGAGCACCGAUCUCUUUGCACGCGAUGACGAUCGGGGCAAUGAGACUAUUUCUGGACUUGGGGCUCGAAAGCAGGCUGUAUUCGGCGCUGGUGGCAACACCCGUGAUCUCGCAAUCGCCAUGUUGGAGACGAAAACAAUGACUGCGGAUUACACCUAUGGUGAUGGAAAGACAGGUGACGCCACAAACUUUGGCAUAUUCAAGCAGAACUGGUACAUGCUGCGAACUUCCGCAUCUGAUUUCCUUGGAGAGACCGUGGACCAAGUUGCUGACGGCGCUAUUUUGAACUCCAAUCUAGAAAAGGAUGUCAAAGCCCGCCAUGAUGGUGAGGAUCAUUAUGAUUACGAUGUUUGGUUUGCUGGUCACCGUGAUGGAACGUCCGGUGUUCAGAAUCCAAACACACCAGAUAUCAAUGCAUACAAGGAUGCUGUGGCAUGGAUCCAGCAGCAAAUCGAGAGUGACACCAAAUAUCAGUCUGAUGAUACACGUUUCUGGGUUAAUGUCCAAGCAAUUUAG
This is a messenger RNA of Talaromyces proteolyticus, 579 nucleotides long. RefSeq lists its product as uncharacterized. The transcript has 5 exons. Bases 1 to 579 code for a protein of 192 amino acids. Lineage: Eukaryota; Fungi; Ascomycota; Eurotiomycetes; Eurotiales; Trichocomaceae. The record is from RefSeq and is a predicted model, not a curated record.